Messenger RNA from Ilex paraguariensis (yerba mate), 812 nucleotides. Lineage: Eukaryota; Viridiplantae; Streptophyta; Magnoliopsida; Aquifoliales; Aquifoliaceae. The record is from the annotation of a GenBank genome assembly.
CAGCUCACGACUCAUAUCAGUAUGAAGACACUGCUUGAUCUCAUACUCAAUAGAUUGUCGCAGAGAGAGGGAGGAGAGGAGAGGAGAGAGAGAUGUCAAGGCGAUCAGGGACUUGCUUGAGGUGUUGUUUGGUGGUGUUUGCUGUGGUGUCUGCACUUUGUGUAUCUGGGCCAGCUCUGUAUUGGAAGUUCAAGAAAGGGUUAAGGUUGAGAGCCACUUCACUUUCUUGCAGUCCUUGCAUUUGUGAUUGCCCUCCUCCUCUUUCCCUUCUUAAGAUUGCUCCUGACUGUGGAAAAGAUGACCCAGAUCUGAAGAAGGAGAUGGAAAAGCAGUUUGUGGACCUAUUGUCCGAGGAACUGAAGCUACAGGAAAUGGUUAGCGAAGAGCACGUCCACCAUAUGAACAUCACCUUUGGAGAAGCAAGAAGGUUGGCUUCCCAGUACCAACGAGAGGCUGAAAAAUGCAACACUGCCACAGAAACUUGUGAGGCUGCCAGAGAGCGCGCUGAGGCAUUGUUGCUUAGGGAAAGGAAGAUAACUUCCUCGUGGGAGCAAAGAGCCCGUAAACUGGGUUGGGAAGGGGAGUAGAUGUUGCAAGUAAAGUAGUUUUUGUUCUCGAUGUUAUACUUGUCAAUUGAUCCAUCUGCGGAAUUUAUAUACCAACGGGCAAGCAAAUUUGCUCAAGUUGUCAUCCUAGGAAAUUAGACGAUCAUCUCUCUCUCUGUGCUAGGUGUAUCUUUUUUCCUGGAUUCAAUGGCUCGAAUUAAUGAGUCUAAAUAUGAAGCUGUAUGACUUUGUUUUUUUGUCCUUCUG